Molecule: messenger RNA, 6537 nt
Organism: Cheilinus undulatus (humphead wrasse)
Lineage: Eukaryota; Metazoa; Chordata; Actinopteri; Labriformes; Labridae
Gene: prdm2a
Product: PR domain containing 2, with ZNF domain a
Exons: 4
Coding region: 367-4542 (1391 amino acids)
Cellular component (GO): nucleus
Source: RefSeq, a predicted model, not a curated record
UACACAACUGUCCAUAACCCGCACAAGAGGAAUAUAACAGACAGUAGUUCGACAAUUUAUCCGGAUGCAGACAGAAAUAUUUACGGAAAGUUUAACUCCCACCUUUACAUUUACAGAUGGUUCGUAAUAGUCAUGAAGAACAUUCUAACCUAAAUAUAGCCAGGCUUGCUAGUUAGCAUUACAGCUAGCCGUCUAAUAUUCACGCUUAAAUGGCGAUGACAGCUAAUUUCUUCAACUUGAAAGAAAAGCUUCUGUGCUCAACUAAACACACCUCUACUCUGCAAUGAUUGUUAAAAUGGUUUGGCAGCUGUUGUAAGUCCUGUGUGACAGACCUCUUUAAGUAAACAAAAUCUAACUCUGCAAAAGAUGGAGGACUCACUUCAGUUGUAUAUCUCUGAAGUUGGAGGUCAUGAGGACAUGGAGGAGGGGGAUAAAGAGGACAUUUAUCAACAGGAAACUAACAUGGAACAAAAUAUGAUAAAGUCAGUUUGUCAAGAUCCGUAUAAAAAUCCAAAUCAGGAUUCUGGAAACUGGAGCUCUUAUCCCUGCCAGCACUGUGAGAGACAUUUUACCAGCAAACAAGGCUUGGAGCGACACAUGCACAUCCACAUGUUGGCGGACAAUGAGGCACACACAAAUAAAAGCAACAGCAGCAGUGUGUCUUUAGGUUCAAAUCUGGGUCAGCUGCAGCAUGAGAAGAUGAAGCCUUUGGAUUCAGACAGCUCAGCCAUGCAGCUUCAGACUGCAUCUCCCCUUAGCUCUGAUACUUCUGUUUUGUCACUUGGAGACCCCACUGCUCAGCCAAACAACCAGGAGGCAUCGGACACGUGCUAUUAUGCAUGUGACUUCUGUGAAAAGGUAUUCACUACACAUACUAAUAAACAACGGCAUGAGCGUAGGAACCACAAGCAGCACCUACAGCAAGAAGAAACUCACCUCUCCGAGGAGGGAAAUCCCCAGAGGAUAUUCAGUCAAACAUCUCACGAUGAAACAGAGCUUGGUGAUGGUUCAGCACCUGCAGCUGUUCAAAGGAAUGAAGGAAAACAGUUCAUGCUGGAUGUUCCUAGCAAUAUUUCAGAGAAUCUCAGCUUUUACAUUGAUGGAAAGAUAGUAUCAACAAGUACAGUCAGUACCUGUGACACAGCCGAGGUUCAACCUGGGUCCUCAACUUUAGUUCGACUGGAUGCCCUAAUUCUAGACUCGGCUCAAAUAAGCCAAGUUUUAAAUACAGACUCGGCUACAGGUAAAGAAUUACCUGGUCAAUUAGUGCCCAAAAGAAGAACUGCAACACCACCUCUUUUACCACAAAUUAAAACAGAACUGGAGUCAGAGGUGGUUGUAUCUUCAUCCUCAUCAUCCAUUGUGUCUUCUUUAAUAGAGAAUCUACUGCCUCAGAGUACAGAGUCCACCAUUGUACAGAAGGAAAGAACGGUGUUUCUGUCACCUAAGUUGAAGCAGCUCCUGGAGAAGCAGGAUGGCCUUAAACCAACACUUGCACUCAUCUCAGAUGGCCAGAAGCCAUGUUCACCCAUCUCCCUUUCUGUACUGCCUGCUGGAGGAGGGAGGUUUAAAAGACGAACUGGAUCGCCACCGAGCUCCCCACAGGAAAACCCAACAUAUAAUGAGGAAACACAGGCCCAAGAUACAACAGAUUGUGAUACUCUGAGCACAGCACAAGCAGAGACUCCACAUAGUUCACCUGAACACCAAACAGCCAAUGAGAAGGAGGAUGCAGCUCCAUCUGUGGAGGACCAAGCAGCAAAGCCUGUCUUUUCAGAAAACUGGCCACCUAUGACAGGAGGUAAUUCCUGUAACCAGCGACCACUGGAUCUCUCCAGCACAGUGAAAAGAAAUAAAGAUGUAGCUUCAGGUGAUGCUGCUCUGGAUUUAAGUUUGCAAAAAAAGACCCAUGGUGAAUGUGAAUUUGCAUUAGAUUUAGUAUCAGAGGCAGCUUUAAGAGAAGGAAAAUUAAAUACAUGCAUAAUAGAGAAGGCCUUAAUGAGUACUGGUGAGCAAAAUGUAAGUCCAGGGAAUCCUGAGCCCCCUUUAGUUGCAGAUUUCACAAUAGUUACAGGCCCAGACAUAAUGACCCCAGUGGAGCCACUCACAGACGGACUUGUUUAUGGACUUGCCCUACCCCCCAACUCUCUGACUGCUUCAUCCGCCUCCCUUACCCCUGUUGCCUUGCAGCCAGCCUCGCCAUGCACUAUAGCAUUUGCUUCCCCAGCUCCACACACCCUGCUCCCUUCUGCUCCUUCAUUAAUCACAGUUCUGGCACCCCCACCACCUAUUUCUAACCCUUCAAGCCAGUCAGUCCAGGUAAUAGCCCCAAAUAUAUCUCCUGAGCCCUUGGUAAUCUGUGCAGAAAAUGCAUUAAAUUCUUCAGAGUGUGAUUUAACAACUGCAUUUGCCACUACAAAUUCUGCAAACCUCGUCACUCUCUCCCAGUCCCUUGACCCGACUCUCAAUCUACCUGGCCAUGUGUUUCUUACUGAUCAAAUAGCUCUCAAUCCACCCAUAGUUGAGUCCACCCCUGUGUCAGAGGUGCCCUUCCCUCCCACUAUAACUUUAAACGACCCUCUCAUCAACUCCUACAACAUCACUAGCAACACUGUGCUGAUAGAGUGCACAAUAGCUCUGGAAAGCCCAGGAAAUGUAGUCCCUCCUGCCAUCACCUUACAAGAAAACUCUGCAGAGCUUCCUGCACCCUCACAGAUGCUUGUUAAUCACAUAGAACAGCAACAGAUUGUUUCAGUGCCCAACCCUCAAACUGUGGACCCAACUGUUCUUGUGUCCUCCAUUGCAGAGUCAGUAACUCUAUCCACGGCCGCCACGGUGACAUCUGAUCGUCCUCCUGCCAUACUUGAAACAAAUUCUAGUCCAGAGCCAGUUAUUAAUGAAGAGCCACCACCUGCAAAGGAAGAAGAUAACGCUGCGGACAAUACUGUGUCCAUCCCUGAAAUCCCAGUUAAAAGUCCCAUUUCUUCUGAAAAAGGUAAAGAAAAGGACUCCUCAGUUGACACAUCAAGUGAUGAACAGCAACAGACUUUCACCAAAAAUUUCAUCUGCAAUGUUUGCGAUAAGCUUUUCCACUCAAUGAAAGAACUGAGCCAUCAUGUCAGAGACCACGCUGAUGAAUGGCCCUACAAAUGUGAGUUCUGCGUGCUGCUCUUUGGCAAACCUUCAGCAUUGCUUGACCAUCGAUCAAGUCUCCACGGUGUCGGCAAGACUUAUGUUUGCAGUGUGUGUACAAAAGAAUUUGUCUACCUUUGCAAUCUAAAACAGCAUCAAGAAGAAUUACAUCCCGGUCAGCAAUGUACAUACACAGAAGAGGAAAAGGGGAAACUAAGACCUCAGAACUACAACAACUCAACAAAAGUCAACAUAGAAACUGUUGAGCCUAUUGUUCAUGAGGAUCCAGAGAAAGUGGUGAAAAAGGAAGAAGGUGAAGCAGAUGUGGCUGCGGAAGAGCUGUUCACAACUAUAAAAAUCAUGGCCUCAGAUGGAGCAAAAAUCAAAGGGCCUGAUGUUCGUCUUGGCAUAAACCAACAUUACCCCAGCUUUAAGCCUCCUCCGUUUCCUUACCAUAACAGAUCACCAGCUGGCUCCCUGGCCUCAGCCACAAACUUUACCACCCACAACAUCCCACAAACCUUUAGCACGGCUAUCAGAUGCACCAAGUGUGGCAAAAGCUUUGAUAACAUGCCAGAGCUACACAAACAUAUCCUUGCCUGUGCAAAUGCGAGUGAUAAAAAGCGAUACACACCCAAAAAGAAUCCCAUCCCAUUGCGCCAUUUUGCAAAAACUCAAAAUGGAAUUUUGUCUACUAAUGGACUAAAUGCUUCAAACAGACCCAGCCAGUCUUACAGGUCCAAACCUAACCAAGAACCACCAGUAAAGAUGAAGUUAAAGGUUCUAAACAAAAGGAAGAAAAAACUGGUCCAAAGGAUCAUGCCACAGAGGACCAAGUCCAUACAUAAAAUGUCACAUGCACAGGGGGACGAGCAGCAGGAGACCUUUGUCUGCCCACACUGUAGCAGGGAGUUCACAAUGAGACGCAGCAGAACCAAACACAUGGCAGUCUGCCCCAAGAAACCCAAAGAGGUGAAGAAGAGAAAAGAUGGAGGAAUAUCUGUGACAAAAGAAAAUGAUGGACACCUGCAUAGAGUGGUGGGAGUGAAACAACAAGCCUCACACAAGCAUAAGACAAGACUUCAGACUUCUGGUCCUGCUAAAAGACCCGCCAUCCUGCCUGCACAGACUGUCUUUGCAAGCAAAAGAAGCAAAUUGGUUAUUAAAGAGAGUGUACAGCCAAAUCAGGAGACAUCCACUCUAAAUGAACUUCCCAUUGUUCGCACUUUCAACCCUGCUAUGCGUCAAUACAGCAGAGUGCAGCACAGUAUCAAAGGAAUCCCCAUUAAAAUCACCAUAGUGAAACCACAGCAGACUUCACCACAGAAGAUGGAGCUGCCUCCAGCCCAGUGCAGAGAAGAAGCAACCGGAGUCAUCAUUAACAGCUCAGAGCAGAGCCCCACAGCUUAAAGACCACUGCUUACCAGGGAUCAUCAGGGCCCUGCUGUUAAGAGCUCCACCUACACUCUUGUUUCAUCAUGAGACUGAAGGGAAAAACUGCUGAACACACUUUGAACAUUAUGGACUCAAAGAUUGCAUCACACAGUACAAUGAACAGCUGAAUUGUGGACGGGUAAAACAGAUGACUGAGGACAUCAGAGUGAGUGGGGGACUGUUUGAAUGCUUUUGUAGCAGCUAGAAGUUUUUGUAAAUUUCUCCAUCUUUUGAAAAACUUUCUGUCAUCGGCUUGGAUUUUUACCCUUUGAAGUUAAUCUGACUGCGACAUGUCAGAAAUUGGAGAAGGAGUGGGAGGAAUGGAGCUAGAAGGCUGCUCUCAUUUCAAACUCGGUGUGUUAUUCAGAGAGGAUGGCAGGUGGCAAUCAUUUUCAGCAUGCAUUUGCACUUCUCCUUUUUUGUUGUCCGUGGCCUUUUUGCUUUGAACUCUUACUGCAUGCCGUGAACGUGUAUCACACCUACAUUUAUGAAGGAUUUUUUUAUAAAUGCAGUCAGACCUUAAAUAGUUAAUUUAUUGUUCAUCUGUUGGCCACAUUGAAAUCAACAAUUAUAAUCAUCAAGAUUGUCUCUGAACCCACAAGUAAUGCACUCUGAAGAACAGUGUAACACUGAAUAUUAACCAAAGCUACCUAUCAAAGCUGUUAUGGAUAUCAGCUCUAAAAAUGACUGGAAAAGAGAAUUAAGUGUUGCCAUUAUCACAGUGAAUGUAAAAAUUGAAAGAUUUAAUGCUAAAGCCUUUGCAGAUCUUAACUGUAGAAAACCUGGUUGUCAUUUUAACCACAGUAGUUAGUAUUUGGCUAUUUAUUUGAUCAAAGGUUUGAGAAAAAUGUGCCAUGAAGUUUAUACUGUAUGUGUCAUAAAGGGGAUGUGAGGAAGAACACAGAUGUUUCCCACAUAGAGAACUUUUUAGUGGCCAACGAUGGAAAAGUGUAUUUCUUCAGACACUGGGGUAAAAAGCAAAUGCAAGUGCAACCAGAUGUCAGAUUUUGAGUAACAGGCCUCUCAACAUGUAAAUCUUUGAAGAUUUUUCAGUUUGAUUCCUUUUAACUAUAAUCCCAAUCACAAAAUACUCUGUCAAACUCUGCACUGCCUGAAUGCAUCAUGGCCACCUCUCAAACUGACAGAAUUUAAGAUUAAACUGCACUGGAAGAGUCAGCUUCAGUGCUGUUUCUGCAUUUAUUUUUUAAUCCUGAAAUAUUUAAAGUUGUCCAGUUUGCUUUUGGGCUUUAUUUUGCACCAGAAUGCUUAACAGAAACUUGAAUAUUUAUGUCCUUUUUCCCUAAAGCCAAUAGACAUCAUCAUUUAAGAUUUAUAGUCUGUUUAGAUCUUUGUCAUUAGUAGUGUCCAAGGAUUUCAUCAUUACUUAGGAUCCUUAUAACAGAUGUCAGCUGUUUAUUGUGUGAGGCUUGUAUAAUGAAUUUAAGCAUGAAUAAACCACAAAACAUAAAUAUAAGAUAAAUUAUGAAGGGUUUUUUUUGAAACUCUUUGAAAUGUGUGUGGCAAGUUGUCACUGAUCUAACAGAGGGAGUGUAAUGCAUUGUAUCUGUUUAAUUUAGAUGUAAUAAUAAGCUAUUGGAUGUGCGGUUCAAUGCUGAACAGGGUAGUUAUAUCAAAGUGACUGAAUGAAGUAUAUAAAUUUAAGCCAAUUAAUACUUGACAGUGGCCUGUAUGUGAAAGAGAGAGAGAGUUAUGGUACUUUACAUUUCUGCCUUUGCAACUUUCCUUCAUUGAGACUGAUGGCAGUGUGUAGGAUGUACAGGUCCUUCGAGGAGACUGUUAUUUAACUGUGAAAAGUGCUUGUAGCAAUUUGAGGUGUAAAUGAAGUCAUGUAUAUUUAUUGAUAAUUUAAGAUAAUGUCAUCAAUCUCUGAACAGUUCGUCUGUAUGAUUUGCACUAAAGGUUUUUCAAGUGAGUAUUAAAAAAUUGAAAAUGUUAUGGUUAAAUGUGAAG